UGAAAAUGUACGUAAUGAUUCAUUUUAUUGAAUAUUACAUAUUCUCUGGCUAUCUGCCAUGAAUGUGCAUGAAAUUAAAAAUUAAUAGACCUUGUCCUACCUUUUUGUCCAAGAAUUAUGAUUUACAUUAGAGAUAAAAGACUAGGUAGAAUGAGUAGAAUCAGACGACAAAGCCAUGCAAAGUAGAAAGCUAUCAAUUCGGAGCAUAAGCAGUGACGUACUGGCAUAUCAUUCGAACAAUCUCGAAUAUUUGGACCAAGUAACUCCAUCUCCUACCUAUUCUUCACUAUAGAUACAUUGACUAACGAGAUCUUUUGCUUUGAAUUUUUGCCCAUAAAUACUCCCAGCCACACAGAUACAAUUGCCCAUAAGCUAUAGCUACGUUUCAGAACUCUUACCCUUGCAAUUUCGCUUAUCAUACCAAUAUCUUCAAAGACUUCGAUGGCGGAUGAGGUUGUGUUGUUGGAUUUCUGGGCCAGCCCUUUUGGGAUGAGGCUGAGGAUCGCUCUGGCCGAGAAAGGCAUCAAAUACGAGUACAAGGAUCAGGACCUGAAGAACAAGAGCCCACUCUUGCUGCAGUCGAAUCCGGUUCACAAGAAGAUCCCGGUUCUCAUUCACAAUGGCAAAGCGGUCUGCGAGUCCCUUAUUGCGCUUCAGUACAUUGACGAGGUUUGGAACGAUAAGGCUCCACUCUUGCCCUUUGAUCCUUACCUUAGAUCGCAAGCAAAGUUCUGGGCCGACUUCGUGGACAAGAAGAUAUAUGAUUUGGGGAGGAAGGUAUGGACAACUAAAGGAGAAGAACAGGAGGCCGCACAGAAGGAAUUCAUUGACUGCAUUAAGCUGCUAGAAGUGGAGCUUGGAGACAAGUCAUUCUUUGGGGGCGAGACCCUCGGAUUCGUGGAUGUGACACUCGUUCCUUUCUAUUCCUGGUUCUCUGUGUAUGAGAAAUUUGGUAACUUCAGCAUAGAGCCAGAGUGCCCAAAGUUCAUUGCUUGGGUUAAAAGGUGUUUGGAGAAGGAGAGUGUGUCCAAGUCCCUUCCAGACCAGGAUAAGGUCUUUGACAUUGUUGUGGAUAUCAGGAAAAAGCUUGGAAUGGAGUAGGAUGUGAUCCAUCCAUCAAUGGCAAUUUGAAUGUGCUUGAUCUGUUUUUUCAAAGAUUUAACCUUGUUUUGGGUUGUGUUGUAUUUUUCAAAAAGAAGAGGGCGCUUGACCAAACCCUCCAUAGUAAUAAUGGGUACAUUGUUGUGUCUCUGGUCCUGUUUUUUUCUUGUAAUCUUGUUUGUUUUUAAUCUUUUAUAGUCGAAUUAUGACAUUUUGUUGUUAAGUUGUUGUGUGUAGAGCAAAGAGUUCAAAUAUACUCGAUCAGUUUCUUACCCUAAAUGAAUUUUGUUCUUGUUUCAGUACGUGAAUAA
This is a messenger RNA of Rosa rugosa (rugosa rose), 1412 nucleotides long. Its product is annotated as probable glutathione S-transferase. NCBI's taxonomy places the organism in Eukaryota, Viridiplantae, Streptophyta, Magnoliopsida, Rosales, Rosaceae. Gene Ontology annotation, biological process: glutathione metabolic process. The record is from RefSeq and is a predicted model, not a curated record. Bases 442 to 1101 code for a protein of 219 amino acids. The transcript has 2 exons. Gene Ontology annotation, cellular component: cytoplasm. Gene Ontology annotation, molecular function: glutathione transferase activity.